UCCCCUCCCUCCCCCCCUCCCCCAGCUGAGCCAGGUCCGGGUUGGGCGCAGGGCGGUGGAAGCAGCCGGAGACGUCGGCCCCGCUUGUGCGUUUCCACUCCGGCCAUCAUUACGCAGAGUCGAGGCGCCCCGGGGUGGACCUCGCCAUGGCCGCGUCCGUGAGGGAGAGAUUCGACAAGUUCCUGAAAGAGAAGAACUGCCUGACAGACGUGCUGGAGAAGAUCGAGAGCAGGACUGGGGUGAACAGGUUAUACAUCGCCCUCGCCAUUAUUGGUGUGCUGGCCAUCUAUUUGGUAAUCGGCCAUGGAGCGUCCCUGCUCUGUAACCUGAUCGGCUUUGCUUACCCUGCAUACAUCUCCAUCAAGGCCAUUGAAAGUCCUAACAAAGAGGAUGACACACAGUGGCUGACCUAUUGGGUGGUGUAUGGCAUCUUCAGCAUAGGAGAAUUUUUCGCCGACAUCUUUCUCUCCUGGUUCCCUUUCUACUACAUGAUGAAGUGCGGUUUCCUGAUAUGGUGCAUGGCCCCAAGUCCCUCAAAUGGAGCAGAGUUCCUGUACCACCGAAUUAUCCGCCCUAUCUUCCUGAAGCAUGAGAAGAAGCUGGAUGGUGUAGUGAAGGAUCUGAAAGACAAAGCUUCAGAUACAGCAGAUACAAUUACUAAAGAAGUCAAGAAAGCAACAAUAAAUCUACUGGGAGAGGAAAAGAAAAGCACCUAAAACUGAAAGAGACGUUUCUUCAUCCCAUCCCUUGCGCAGCUUGAUAUUACUGGGGACUGUGAUAUAGUGAUCUGAAUAAUGUUGCCUUGGAAACUUUUUUUUAAUUUAAUAAAGGAAUGUGUUUUUAAUGUUGCUUGCUCUUUUGCAGUUUGCUGUAUUAAAAGUAAGCAUUUUUAUGUCAAACCAGUACAGUGGGUGCCAUCUGAAGCUUAUGCAGGUUAGUUUAUUUGUCUCCUAAGCAAAGAAAGGUCUUUCAGUAAUGUCUUGUCUUGCGGUUAACGUAAACAUAAAUAAAUAAAAUAAUCCCCAGGCUCUGAUCAUUACACUUUCUGCAUGCAAUGUCUGUUAAUAUUUGACUGGUUCUUGCUGUAAUGUACAGUUUUUUUUAAUCAAAAUGUGAUGAUGGUGAUUUUCAGAUGAAUGCACAUAUGCAGGGAAUAAUGAUCAGAAAGAUGCAUGUGUUAGCGUGUAUCCUCUUUCCCAUACCCAACAAUGUAAAGGUGAAGGAUGGUGUAGAACUGCUGAUAUUGUCAAUUGUUGUGUGUACCACUUGUAACUUGCAGUGCUUUGGUAGAUGUAUUUGUGGGAGAUGUCCUUAAAACGCAGUGAAAAGAACUUUGCUGCUGCUGACAACAUACCUUAAAGUUGUUUGCUGGAGCUGGAUGCACAGAGUGGCUGCUGAUAAAUGAGAAGUGAAAGAGGGAGCGUUGCCUCAAUACUCUGUCGGAUUCCCAUCCUACUUCGUGUCAGAGGGUGAGCAGUGUGGAAUGCCUAUCUUGUAGGGUGGCUCUCAGUCACAUUGCAGUGCAUGGCACCAGCUAAGGUUUCCCCCCAAAAGGUAACUAAAACUUAUUCUGCUCUUUGUGGAGGCUUCACAUUAACGUGGCCUCUGUCCAAUCAGGUGCUCUUCAGCCUUGUCUACUUUUCACUCCAGGCCUUAAGCUUUAGCCUUCUAUUGGAAGUACGUGGCUUAAACAGGAAACAAGUGACUGACACUGUCAUGAAAGGGGUAGUAAUACUGUUAUGCAGAAAAUAUUAAGUUGUUCCCCAAUUUUUUCUGAUUUUUUUUCUGAAGCCAGACUUUUUAUUUUUAAAAGCAGCUUUGACUGUAUUUUGCCUCCUGCUUGCUUUAAAAUGAGACUGGGUCUCCAUGUAUCAUUCACCAAUUGCUGUGGGGCUAGUCAAGGAAUCCUCCCUGAAUUAACAGAAAGGACUAAAAUAGUUUUUUCCAAGUCCUUAUUUCCAGCAAAAUUGGAUUGACCAAACCGAAGCCACCUGUUAAUGCCUAGGAGGGGCAUUAUUUCAGUUCAUGAGCAGAUAUUUAAAAACUGCCUUGCUGUUCCAUACCAAAGAACCAUCUUGGUCAGCGCUGCAUUUGUACCUGGCCAGUUCAAUGCCCUUGGAAGAAAUUCUGCUGUUGGAUUCCACUAAUCACAGAGAUUCAGCCUUUUUGUGAAAAGUGGAGAAUCAGCCUGACUUCCAUUAAUGUGUUCUGUAGUUGACACAUAUUCUGACCAUUAAUUCCAUAGUAAGGUUUUGCACCAUAGUGAUGGAGGACAAAACAGAAGUGCUGCUUCUGAUCUAGGCUGGUACACAUAAUAAAGUGUGGAGAGGACAAUUUAUCUCCUUUAUUUGACUUGAUUCUCAUAGAUUCAGCGGGUGGAUUCUCAUGGAAUGUUUUCCUCUAUCACACUCAUCAUAACCUGUAUUUGACAUGAAAACAUGGCCUUGUUUGCUUUACACAAAAACGUGGGCUACAUAGCAGAGCACUGCAUGUAGAGGAAGAAACCACAGGUACCCAUUAAGAAAACAACCCGUGCUUCAUUGGACUGAGCGUGUUUUAUAAACUUCUUCGUUGCAUUCCUUCUGUUCAGUUGAAAGAGCCUGAAAGUGCUGUUACUGCCUGUUUUAUGUGAAACAUUGUACUGGGAAUGUCAGUCUCUCCUCAGAUGGAGACGCAGCUUAGCUACUGCAGCAGCUGCCCUUAGCAGGUGUGGCUAGUUUGGAAAUGAUUUGUGUCCGCCCUUUCUGUAGAGCCAUGGAGCUGAAAAACAAUGUCAGAAAAGUGCAGCAUUUAAAGCCAGUCCAAAAAAAAAGCUUUAAAAAUGCUAACAAUUUAAACAGUAGAACAAUCACCUUGCAUGCAUUCUGUGGGCGUUUAUUUCAUUUUUAUGUGCUCUGAAUAAUUUUUUUGUAAGGUAGUUCAUGCCAUGGUGCCAUGUGAUAGAUCUGCAAGGAAAUCAUGAAACAGAAUGUGCAAAGCAAGUGAACUUUCAAAACAUAGCUUUCUGCCUUAGGGAUGGUUACUCUUUGUUGGGAGAGAUUAUCCACAGCUACAUGCAUUGGGUUUACUCUUCAGGGCAUCAGAUUCUGAUGGGGUGUAGUACCCUUGAAGCAGUUUAUCCUUCACUUGCAAAUAACUUAAUUGGAUUUGAGUAAAAUGUCUUUUUACCUGUGGCAAGUGUUGGAAAAUUAGUAUGUCUUAGCCAACCUGUGCUGACAAUGUAAUGUAUUUAGAAGAACACGUACAAAUAAAGAAUAAUGUCUGA
Molecule: messenger RNA, 3265 nt
Organism: Sphaerodactylus townsendi
Lineage: Eukaryota; Metazoa; Chordata; Lepidosauria; Squamata; Sphaerodactylidae
Gene: REEP5
Product: receptor accessory protein 5
Exons: 5
Coding region: 147-716 (189 amino acids)
Source: RefSeq, a predicted model, not a curated record